ACCAAAACAGGAAGUGUGACAUGGCAGCUGUGUACGGCGGAGUAGAGGGAGGAGCGACCCACUCCAAAGCAGUGCUGGUGUCAGCAGAUGGAACUCUUCUUGCAGAAACAGAGGGACCGUGCACUAACCACUGGCUAGUGGGGGUGGACAAAUCUAUAGAAGCCAUCAACGACAUGGUUCAAAGAGCAAAGGUCGAGGCAGGACUGGAUCCAAACAAGCCUUUACGCUCGCUGGGUAUGUCUCUGAGCGGAGGGGAGCAGAAAGAUGCCAUCGAGAAGCUGAUCGCCGACAUGAAGGAACGCUUCCCCACUCUGAGCGAACACAUCCUGAUCAUCAACGACACCAUCGGCGCCAUGGUGACAGCCAGCGAUCGGGGCGGCGUCGUCUUGAUAUCAGGGACCGGCUCCAACUGCAAGUUAGUGAACCCUGACGGCUCCCACAUCGGCUGUGGGGGCUGGGGUCACAUGAUGGGCGAUGAGGGCUCGGCGUUCUGGACGGCUCGUUUGGCCGUGAAGACGGUGUUUGACGCCAGAGACAACCUGGCCGCUCCUCCUCAUGAUAUCACUCAUGUUAGAGAAGCCAUGGAGGAGUAUUUCCAGGUGUCCGAUCUGCUGGGCAUGCUGCCUCACCUCUACAGAAACUUCCAAAAGUCCCACUUUGCUGGUUUCUGCAAGAAGCUGGCUGAAGGCGCGGAGGCGGGAGACGCUCUCUGUCGCUAUGUGUUCACUCAGACUGGAAGAGUGUUGGCGAAACACGUGGAAGCAGUCCUACCUACAGCAGAUGAGUCUUUAUUCAGCGGUGACCUGGGCCUGCCCAUCCUGUGUGUGGGCUCCGUGUGGAAGAGCUGGGAGCUUCUGAAGCCAGGUUUCACGGAGAUUUUGGACAGAGUGGCCUCGUCCGACAAGUUCAGGGGUCGUUUCCGUGGCUACAGCCUUCUCGUCUUGCAGCGAUCGUCAGCCCUCGGCGGGGCCAGUUUCAGCGCCCAAAGUUUAGGUGAAGCCAUAAAGAUGGAUUAUGCAGCCAAUGUGAAAGUCUUCUACAGGCAUACCUUCAGCAGCAGCUAAGGAAAUCGACUGUGCAAUGGUUGUUUUCCUUUAGCAGGAACAUAUUUUUGCAAUAAUGAAUGCCUUUGAAUAUUUUUUUUUUUAAAAUACAUUCAUCAGAAGAAUGAUGUGUUAAUUUGAAUCCUGGGUGUUGGAGAAGCCCUGAGAGUCUAUACGGUCAAUGAGCCACACAAUAAACUCUUUG
This is a messenger RNA of Salarias fasciatus (jewelled blenny), 1248 nucleotides long. RefSeq names its product N-acetyl-D-glucosamine kinase. NCBI's taxonomy places the organism in Eukaryota, Metazoa, Chordata, Actinopteri, Blenniiformes, Blenniidae. The record is from RefSeq and is a predicted model, not a curated record. Gene Ontology annotation, molecular function: N-acetylglucosamine kinase activity. The transcript has 10 exons. The coding region runs from base 21 to 1064 and encodes 347 amino acids.